Dendroctonus ponderosae (mountain pine beetle) is the source of this 1973-nucleotide messenger RNA. It is a transcript of the gene CtsK1, whose product is annotated as digestive cysteine proteinase 2. The transcript is spliced from 11 exons. Gene Ontology annotation, cellular component: lysosome. Gene Ontology annotation, biological process: immune response. Lineage: Eukaryota; Metazoa; Arthropoda; Insecta; Coleoptera; Curculionidae. The record is from RefSeq and is a predicted model, not a curated record. The coding region runs from base 234 to 1868 and encodes 544 amino acids. Gene Ontology annotation, molecular function: cysteine-type endopeptidase activity.
CGAGGAGAUUAAUCAAUCCUGCUGGAAGUGGUUUUCUUUCGUUUCUCUAGGCAAAGCUUUGUAGUUGGUUCACAUUUGCGGUAGUCAGCUAAUGGGGGUCAUUUGAUAAAACCGCGAGGGGUUAGAGGAAAAUAAACAUCAGCUAAAUAAGUAGAUCAGUCGCGAUUCAAUUAGUUUACUCAAGCAAUAACUAAACGACGGUUGUUUUAAAAAGUCCGACUUUACACGCAGCAAUGUGGCUGCAGGGGCUUGUUUGCGCCGCAGCAUUUUUCACUGCCUCUGCAAUAGAUCUGCCCGUUUGGAGCGACGUUUAUUCAGUAAAAGGUGUCAUAUUUAUUCCCUACGCUGAACUCGCUGAGCCGUUCUCCACCUGGUACGAUGGUCCAAAUAAACAAUCACGAAUCGAUUAUUAUGGGGACAUGGUCAAGACGUACCAAUUGGGCAAGGAUGGGUCGGGAACCAGCUUGAAAAUUGCUCCGGUUACAACCGAAGAAGAAGUGAAUAUUAGAACUUGCUUGCAAGUGAAUGGAAGCCAAGAACAACCCAUUCGUCCCCAAACUGUCCUCCCUGAGCUUAAAGGAUUUGAAUAUCUUGGUGAUGAAGUGAUCGAAGGCAUUCAAACACAAAAAUGGAACCUGACCACCACAGUUGGUGAGAAGGAAAACAAGUACUUCCUUUGGGUGACUUUCAAAGAAGAUGGCGACCAAAAAAUCGCAGUUCCCGUGAGAUACGAAAUGAGGGGCUUCAACUCCCUGCUGGGCAGCCAUUACGACCACUACUUCUUGCGAUAUGACGAGUUCGACAUAAGCCCGAUUGAUUCGGAAAUAUUCAGCAUCGAUACCAGCUUGAAAUGCCAAGGAUUUUCUGGACCGGGCGAUAAGCACAUUUACACUUUCAACCCGAUGGCGGAAUUCAUCAAGCCCGAAACCACUGGGCAUCUUGAGUUCGAAUUCAACAAGUUCACGAAGAAGCACCGAAGGAUUUACACCAACCAAAAUGAGCGGCUGCUUCGCAUGGAGAUUUUCCGGCAAAACGUACGCUUUAUCCAUUCCCACAACAGGAAGAAUGUUGGAUUCUCUUUGAGCGUUAACCAUCUGGCCGACAAAACUGAAACGGAACUUAAAGCCCUGCGAGGCAAAACCUAUUCCAAAGAGUACAAUGGAGGUCUACCCUUCCCCUAUACCAGCGAGGACUUUUCCAACCUGCCCGAUCAAUGGGACUGGAGGCUAUAUGGGGCUGUUACCCCCGUGAAAGACCAAUCGGUAUGUGGUUCCUGCUGGUCAUUUGGCACCAUCGGCACCGUAGAAGGUGCAUUCUUUUUGAAAAACGGAGGCCAUCUAGUGCGACUAUCGCAGCAGGCUUUAAUCGACUGCUCUUGGGGCUUUGGAAAUAAUGGAUGCGAUGGAGGAGAAGACUUCAGGGCCUACCAAUGGAUUAAAAAGCAUGGUGGCAUUCCAACUGAAGAGGAUUAUGGGCCGUAUUUAGGACAGGAUGGAUAUUGCCAUGCCGAUAAACUGCCCAAAGUAGCCAAGCUGUCCAGUUGGACGAAUGUGACCACUAACGAUGAGAACGCGCUCCGACUGGCCAUCUUCAAACACGGGCCUAUUAGUGUGGCAAUUGAUGCCAGCCAGAGAACGUUCAGCUUCUAUUCGAACGGCGUCUACUUCGAGGAGAAAUGUCACAACAAAGUGGAUGAGCUGGAUCAUGCAGUGCUGGCCGUGGGCUAUGGAAGCAUUAAUGGAAACCACUACUGGCUGGUGAAGAACAGCUGGUCCAACUACUGGGGUAACGAUGGAUACGUUCUAAUGUCCUCCAAGAACAAUAACUGCGGAGUUAUGAGCGCCCCGACUUACGUUACAUUAGAAUAAGGGACUUUUAACUGAUAUAACUGAUAAAGCACUGCGUAAACUGUAGCAAUGUAGCUCCCCAAAAAUCGUACAAAUUUAAGGAUCCUAAUAAAAAUAUAAAAAUUA